AUGCAGAUGAACAGGACGUCGGCCCAGUGCCGCACUUUCCGGGGGCCAGGGCGCGCCUCACGGAGGAGUGCAGUGGUCUUUAGCGCGGCGUCGGAGCAACCCACGCUCUGGACGCCGCCGGCCGCCGGCGUCGCCCAGCCGGGGCCCAUCCAGCUGGGCCGGCCCGGCGAGCCUGGCGGGCCGACCCGCCGCGGCUUGAUGCAGAGCCUGCUGUUGGGCGGCGCCAUCGCUGCUUGCCCCUGCUGCGUCGGCGAUGCACAGGCGUCCGGCAACGCCAAGUUUGACUACGGCACUCUGUCCGGCCCCAUCAGCUGGGGCGGCACCUGCAGCAGCGGCCUGCGCCAGUCGCCCAUCAACAUCCCGGCCAAGGCGAUCAGGACCUCCACCACGACGCGCGCGGCUGCGGCCUGCAGGCCCGCGCAGGUAGACGUGCGCGGCUACAAGCCCGUCAAGCCCAUGAUCCUCAACACAGGCGUCGGCACCAUGCAGGUCAACUUCGCAAAGGGCACGCAGACCCUGGUCUGCGGCGGCGCUGACCUGGAGCUGCUGCAGUUCCACUUCCACACGCCUUCUGAGCACGCAUUUGAUGGGGAGCGCACGGCCAUGGAGGUCCACCUGGUGCACCGCAACAUGGCAACGGGCCAGCUGUCCGUCCUGGGCGUUAUGCUCGAGGUCGGCAACACCCCAAACCCGGCGCUGUUUACUGCGCUGAAGUACGCCCCCGCGGAGGCGCGUAAGGAGGCGCAGUGCCCGAUCACUAUCGACCCGAAGCAGCUGCUGCCGCGGGGGCAGAACAACUGGCAGUACGUGCGGUACACCGGGUCGCUGACCACCCCGGGGUGCUCGGAGGGCGUGGAGUGGUACGUGAUGCUGCAGCCCACCACAGUGACGCCCGAGCAGGUCCUGGGUUUCGCGACAUACGCCAGCGGCGGCAAGUCCCUCGCGCAGAACUCGCGGCCGCUGCAGCCCCUGAACGGCCGCGCCUUCGACCUGCAGUACGACUGCAGCUUCGGGGCGUGA
Molecule: messenger RNA, 1020 nt
Organism: Monoraphidium neglectum
Lineage: Eukaryota; Viridiplantae; Chlorophyta; Chlorophyceae; Sphaeropleales; Selenastraceae
Product: carbonic anhydrase
Exons: 4
Coding region: 1-1020 (339 amino acids)
Molecular function (GO): zinc ion binding; carbonate dehydratase activity
Source: RefSeq, a predicted model, not a curated record